Molecule: messenger RNA, 1743 nt
Organism: Closterium sp. NIES-65
Lineage: Eukaryota; Viridiplantae; Streptophyta; Zygnematophyceae; Desmidiales; Closteriaceae
Source: the annotation of a GenBank genome assembly
AUGCCGCGUGAGGUUCCUGACACAGCCGCUGGCUCACCCGCCCGUUCCCCCUUCUCGCCCGUGCCCCUCUCUACUCCCGACGGCUCCCGCGCCCCAGCCGCGUCUCUUCCUGCAGCCGUCGCGUCAUUAGCCACCGGAUCCGCCACCGACACGUCCCCUUUGCUGCCGCUUCUCCCCGUAGCGGACCCGCAAUGGCUCCGCCUAAUGUCCGCGGAGGCGCGUUCCGCGCCGCCGGUGCAGAUCAUCCAGCUUGAGGUGCGCCCCCUCAACGUGCCGCUCCGCGAGCCCUUCACCAUCGCUUCCGCCACCCUUUCCGCCGUCCCCAACGUCGCCAUCCGCGCUGUUCUCCGCAUCCCUUGCGCAGGGGGGAAGCUGAAAGUGCGGGAAGAGAAGUAUGAAAUUGGAUCUGAGGAAACGGGAAUGUUUGGCUGGGAGGGCGACGGGCGGGGGGCGGAGGAGAACGGGGGAAGCGGCGGAAUGAUCGAAGUGGUGGGUUGGGGUGAAGCACCUGUGCUGCCGUCAGUUACGGAGGAGGACCAGGAGACGAUUAUAGAAGCAUGCGCGCGCGCACGUGACUGGAUGGUGGCGCAACCACCCAUGCGGUGGCAUGAGCUGCUGCUGCGGCUGGAGCAAAGGGUUCUGCCUGGCCAUGGGCUCGCUUCGGCACGUGCGGGAGUGGAAAUGGCCGUUCUAGACGCGCUUGCAUCAGCACUCGCGCUGCCGCUCUGGCGACUCUUCUCCUCAUCUUCCCGCCCGCUCUCCACCGAUAUCACCAUCCCCAUCUGCUCACCAGAGUCAGCAGAGUCUCUUGCCCGCAACUACCACUCCCAAGGCUUUUCCUGCUUCAAGAUCAAGCUCGGCGCGCUGCCCCCUUCUCACUCGCCGCUCCCUGCACACGCGCUGCAAGAGCUCUCGUUACAGUCACCGUUGGUGGACGAACUUGCGCAUGCCAGGCAGGGUCAGGUUGAGAGAGAAUGGGGCGGGAGGGAGAAGCGCCGCUGGGGAGAGGGGAGGGAGGAGGUGGGAGUGAUGGAGGGGUGGGAGGCGCAACUGGUGCAGGCAGAUCUGGAGCGGGUGGUGGCAGUGCAAGAGGCAGUGCCGCACUGCUGCCUGCUGCUGGACGCGAAUGGGGGCUACCGCACUGCUGCUGCUGUCCUGCACCUCCUCUCGCGCCUUGCAGAGCAUGGCAUAAGCCCGCGUGUGUUGGAGCAGCCAUUCCAUCGCAGCAACUGGCGGGCCAUGCACUCCCUCACGGCCGCUCUCUCCCACCAACACCACGCCACCACCUGCCGCACAUCGCCAUCACCCGCAGCAGCACAUUCAGCCGUGGUGGUGGCAGAUGAGAGCUGCCGGGGCGAGGGGGACUUGUGGCGGAUCGUGCACGAAGGAGCAGCAGCCGGCGUGAACGUGAAGCUAGCCAAGACGGGCGUGGUGGGCGCUCUGAGAGUCAUUGCUGCCGUGCUGCGUGCGAAUAGGGCGGAGGGGAGGAGAGGAGAGCCGCUGCAGCUGAUGAUUGGGGGCAUGGUGGAGACCCGUCUUGCCAUGGGGUUUGCGGCUCACAUGGCUGCUGGACUCAAGUGCUUCCAGUGGGUGGAUCUGGAUACACCGCUGCUGUUGGCGUCAGACCCUGUUGUGGGGGGGUAUACAAUGGACCAGGACAGGAUCGUCUUUCCUCCAGGCUUGGGCCAUGGGGGCUCCCUGCGCUGGCCAGCCCAAGCAGCACAGGAACACCGGGAAUGGUGA